Rhincodon typus (whale shark) is the source of this 3247-nucleotide messenger RNA. It is a transcript of the gene trmt1l, whose product is annotated as tRNA methyltransferase 1-like. Gene Ontology annotation, cellular component: nucleus. The transcript has 15 exons. The record is from RefSeq and is a predicted model, not a curated record. Gene Ontology annotation, molecular function: RNA binding. NCBI's taxonomy places the organism in Eukaryota, Metazoa, Chordata, Chondrichthyes, Orectolobiformes, Rhincodontidae. The coding region runs from base 123 to 2111 and encodes 662 amino acids. Gene Ontology annotation, biological process: tRNA N2-guanine methylation.
AGAAUGACCAUGUUGAAGAUGUUGGCAAUGUCACUAUUGACUUGCACACUGGUGCUGACUCAAGUCAAAACUAUAGUGCAGCAACCACCCCUGAUGUAAAUCUUGAAAACUUUUCUGAAACAAUGGAUCCAAAUACAACAACUGGAACAGCAGAGCGACACAUAUCGAUUCAAAGAUCUUUGACAGACCUGAAGAAUCUUAUCGGUGUUGAAGGAGCUGGUAAGAAGUCAUGUCCUUUGUGUCCAGAAGAAAAGUUUAAACCCAACUAUAGUCACAAGCUGCGAAGGCAUUUGCAACAUCUGCAUUGGAAAGUAUCUAUAGAAUUUGAAGGUUAUAGAAUGUGCAUCUGUCAUUUGUCCUGCCGACGCAUGAAAACUGACCUCAAUGGAGAACAGGUCCCGGUAAGAAUUGGAGCACAUUACCACUGCAUUGUCUGUUCAGCUACCAUUGCUCGCAGAACAGACAUGAUCAGCCACAUAACACGACAUUUGAACAAAGGAGACACAGAAGCCAGCUUCAAUGGAGCCACUAGUGGGCAAGUACAAUCCACUGAAGUGCUGAAGGAAGUCGAUACUGAUGUUCAUGUUUUUCCAAACCACCUGACUCCUCAAAAAACAGACUCUUUCUUUAACCCUAAAAUGAAACCUAACAGGCAAUUAAUUUUCUGUACACUUGCUGUCUUGGCUCAAGAGCGCAAACCACUUGAAUGUUUAGAUGCUUUUGGAGCUACAGGAAUCAUGGGGUUGCAGUGGGCCAAGCACCUUGGCGAUGCAGUGAAGGUCACCAUAAAUGACAUAAACGAGGGCUCUGUGAAGAUUAUUCGAGAAAAUUGUCAUCUAAACCGGAUGAAGGUGCUAUCAAGUAAAAAAGAUGAAGAGGAGGAUGAAGAGAAUAUUGAGGAAGCAGAGAAUACUUUAGGAACUAUUGAAGUCACACAAAUGGAUGCCAAUGUACUCAUGCAUUUGAGAGCUUUUGAUUUCAUACAUUUGGACCCAUUUGGAACAGCAAUAAAUUAUUUUGAUGCUGCCUUCAGAAAUGUGAGGAACCUUGGGAUCGUUUCUGUGACAUCCACAGACAUCAGCACUUUGUACUGCAAAGCCUUAAAUGUCACCAUGCGCCACUAUGGUUGUAACAUUGUCCGGACUGAGUACUACAAGGAAGUGGCAGCCAGAAUGGUCAUUGCUUCUGUGGCAAGGGCUGCUGCUCGCUGUAACAAGGGUAUUGAGGUUCUGUUCAGUGUAGCACUGGAACACUUUGUUCUGGUCGUGGUACGCGUACUUCGAGGGCCAACCCAGGCAGAUGAAAGCCUGAAGAAAAUUCGUCGGUUGAUCCAUUGUCAGUGGUGUGAAGAGCGGGUUUUCUACAAGAAGUGCCACAUGCUAGAAGAGAAUGUAUACAGUCAGCUGCCCUGUGACUGUCAUGGAAGUAUGCCAGGAAAGACCGCGGUGGAACUUGGACCAUUGUGGGCAGGCUCGUUGUUUAACACAGGCUUCUUGCGAAGAAUGUUGUUUGAAGCAGUGCAGCAUGGAAUUGAAGAUAUCCAGCCUCUGCUGAAAAACUUGGUUUGUGAAUCUGAAUGCACAACCCUGAAGCACCAUUCAAUAUUUGGACCAAUGAGCUACAGCAAUCAAGAGGAAAGUGGAGUUGUUAUCAAAACAUCAGCCUCUCAUAAACCUGGAGUUGAAGAUACAACCACUCCAACUUGUUCUGGGCUUGAUAAGCGGAAGGGUAGUGAUGUGUCUGGGAAUGCAGCAAAACGUCAGAAAGGAGAUAUCCCUGUAGAGCAUCCUCCCUUCUACUACAGCAUCCAUCGGCACAGUAUUCGAGGAAUGAACAUUCCAAAGAUAAACAAAUUUCUACCCUAUCUUACACAAGCUGGAUUUCGUGUUGGGCGUACCCAUUUUGAUCCAACAGGAAUCCGUACAGAUGCCACACUUGCACAAUUGAAAGCCAUACUCAUGAAGUACAGUCUGCCAACGCAUACUGACAGUCAACCUGGAAUUCACAGUCAUGCUUCAGCAGAACCUAUUUCAGAACCUGUGCAAUAUUCAAUUCCAGAGGCACUUGAAGUUGAUCAGCCUGCUGAAGAAGUCAAACCUGAGUCAGGAUAAAUCAAGUUUGAUCCUGCAUGAUCUAAAUUAACCAUUGUACCCCUCCAUUGAGGUCAGAUUUGCAGCUCAUCACUUGAUUGUUGCAUCGUUGAAGAGCCAACACUGAUGGUUCACAAAUCAAUGUGCAUUAUAUGUAAAAUUGAUUUUAAGAUUGAUUUUAAUCUUUGUAUAGAAGAAUAUGAUAUAUUAUUCAUCAGUUGUGCACAGAUAUUAGAUUUAUCUUGAUGCUGUUGAGUCCUAAAUAUUAAAGAGAAUGUUUUCACUUCAUUUACUUGACUUCAUUAAUUCUCAAAGUACAGCAAUUAAGAAUUUGCUUGUCAGGUAUGUAAUACUUUUUGAGAUAACAAGGUGUAGAGCUGGAUGAACACAGCAGGCCAAGCAGUAUCAGAGGAGCAGGAAUGCUAACGUUUCGGGCCUAGACCUUUCUUCAGAAAUUUCUGAAGAAGGGACUAGGCCUGAAAUGUUAGCCUUCCUGCUCCUGAAAAUGCUGCUUGGCCUGCUGUGUUCAUCCAGCUCUACACCUUGUUAUCUCAGAUUCUCCAGCAUCUGCAGUUCCUACUAUCUAUGUAAUACUUUUUUCUAAUUUUUAUGAGGAAGCAAUAAUUAGAAAAGACGCACACCUACACAAAAGAAAGUUCCAAUUGGAACGUCGCUCUGUAUUAUGUGUUAGUGCCGACUCCACCAUAGAGGAGUUGUUUUCUGUUCAGAACUUGCAACUAGUGUGUUGAAAGUAAAAGGAAGCCAGCUGAAACUGUAACUUGAAGAUAAAUUGUUUUUUUUUCCUUUUGUAUUUACAAGUUUGCUGAAAAACAGGAUUUUUUGGUUCAGCAUCUAUCUUAGAAACUUUCACAUUGAGAGUUCUGUUCAAAUUGUAACUGCUGGAGUAACAUUUUUGUACAUUGUGUUGAGUAUCGUUCUUGCACCCAUUGCAAAUGUUCUUUCAUUAUGAUAGCCACAAACUGAGUGAGAUGCUAAAUACCUUGUUGCAGUCCUCACUGGGCUGCUUAUUGUAAAUUUUGAUAAACUGAACCAACGAAUCAUUAGCAUCUAUAGUCUUUUACUGCUGAGAAUUCAUGUUUCUGUACAUUGUUACAUAUUUCACUCAAGCGAAUUAAAUAGCAUUGUUUACAAAAGCA